AUGAAACACGUAGAUAGAUGCCUUGGUUCUAAUUCUUUUAUCUCUUACUAUUAUUACAUUACAUAUAUCUUCUUUCCGGGAGGAAAGCGAACAAGUAAUUAUCCGUCGGAGAAGAACAGCGGAACGAAAGAGAUAACAACCAGAGAGAGAGAGAGAGAUUGUAUAGGCGGGGUGGGAGGGAGGUUUUGCAAUCAAUCAAUCUAUCUAUCUAUAUAUCAAUUUGGUCUCUCGGAGAGAGAAUGGUGUAUUUAUCUCUCCUCUCUCCUCCUCUCUCUCCUCGACUCUCUCCCGUUGGUCCACCAAUCACGACUUGUUCUUCUUCCCCCUGUUGGCAUCAACCACUCACUAUAUUCAAUCACCGCCAAUUCCAUUCCCCAAUCCAUUUCAAUUUUACCUUGAACAAACCCCUCUCUUCUUCUUUUCCGUGUAAUUGCAGCAAUGAGCAACAACUAUCCCACGAUAGCGAUGACGAUGACGAAGAUGGACAAGGAGUGGUGGAGUAUGUUGCCGACACCGCCAACACGUGGAAUUCCCGCUUGCCUGACCGCUGGGAUGUGUUAGGUCUCGGCCAAGCUAUGGUAGAUUUUUCUGGCAUGGUUGAUGAUGAAUUUUUGGAGAGACUGGGGAUUGAGAAGGGUACUAGAAAGCUCGUUAAUCAUGAAGAGAGAGGAAGGGUAUUGCGUGCAAUGGAUGGAUGCAGCUAUAAAGCUGCAGCUGGUGGAUCUCUUUCUAACAGCCUAGUCGCGUUGGCCAGGCUUGGUGGUCAACCAAUUGGGGGGCCUCCUUUGAAUGUAGCCAUGGCAGGCAGUGUUGGAAGCGACCCACUUGGUGGAUUUUACAGAACAAAACUGCGUCGGGCAAAUGUAAAUUUUCUGUCUGAAGCAGUUAAAGAUGGCACAACAGGGACGGUUAUAGUUCUUACAACUCCUGAUGCUCAGCGGACAAUGCUUGCAUAUCAGGGGACAUCUUCAAGGAUUGAUUACGAUCCCUGCUUGGCUAGCAUAAUUUCCAAAACAAAUAUAUUAGUAGUUGAAGGAUAUCUAUUCGAACUUCCUGACACGAUUAAGACAAUUACCAAAGCAUGUGAACUUGCUCGGAGAAGUGGUGUGAUUGUUGCUGUCACAGCAUCAGAUGUCUCCUGCAUUGAGAGACAUUAUGAUAAUUUCUGGGAAAUCAUUGAAAAUUAUGCGGAUAUCGUCUUCACAAAUAGUGAUGAAGCAAGGGCUUUGUGUCAUUUCUCCUCGGAGGAAAGCCCUAUAACUUCGACGAGAUACCUUAGUCACUUUAUCCCACUAGUAUCCGUUACAGAUGGUCCAAGAGGUUCUUACAUUGGUGUAAAAGGGGAAGCUGUAUGUAUACCUCCUUAUUCUCCAUGCGUGCCAGUGGAUACUUGUGGUGCUGGUGAUGCAUAUGCUUCAGGUAUCCUAUAUGGUAUAUUACGUGGUUUGUCAGAUGUAAAAGGCAUGGGAACUCUAGCGGCUAGGGUCGCCUCUGUAGUUGUUGGACAGCAGGGAACCCGUCUGAGGGUUCAAGAUGCUGUGCGGUUAGCUGAAUCAUUUUCACUACAUACUGAUGGUACGUCGGUUUUGACAGAUGUAAAUUCUGAUCAAAUCUCUAAUAGCUUGUAACAUAAUGUGAUACAGUAGUUGAUUUAAGCCAUUGUUUCAUCAGACUAGUUUGUUUGUUCUCCUCGGAUUUCAGACAUUCUAUUUUAAUAAUUUUGCAUUUA
This is a messenger RNA of Daucus carota subsp. sativus, 1729 nucleotides long. RefSeq lists its product as uncharacterized. The transcript has 5 exons. The record is from RefSeq and is a predicted model, not a curated record. Gene Ontology annotation, molecular function: kinase activity. Lineage: Eukaryota; Viridiplantae; Streptophyta; Magnoliopsida; Apiales; Apiaceae. The coding region runs from base 240 to 1628 and encodes 462 amino acids.